Molecule: messenger RNA, 6663 nt
Organism: Gadus morhua (Atlantic cod)
Lineage: Eukaryota; Metazoa; Chordata; Actinopteri; Gadiformes; Gadidae
Gene: fbrsl1
Product: fibrosin-like 1
Exons: 19
Coding region: 1372-5424 (1350 amino acids)
Source: RefSeq, a predicted model, not a curated record
UUCUCACGCUGACAGCCCAACAUCGGCGUGUAAUGUGUGAUGAUGAGGCGCUGGCAUUGACAGACGGAAUAAUAGAGCCUGGUGUCAAAGUGUGGGCAGGCACACUCACACACAAGAUGGGAACAUUUCUGUUUUCCAAACUAGCUAAUUUAACCCGUAGGCAAUAGCUGGAGGAAAUACAUCUGGGACUUAUGAAGGUUGGGUGAAGAUUUAUUGUCCUUUUAAUCUCGAUUGAAGGGGGAAUACGAGAGAAGAGAUUUUAAUCACUCCUGUCGCUUUAAGGACACUUAUCAAAGCCGUAUUUAUGCGAGGAGAAAAUACGAUGAGGCACGAGCGAACUGAGCGACCAAGGACGGACCGCUCGCUGUGGAUUCGUACAAAUCCUACCCCGUUUCACCUGGAAUCGCUUCGUCACAUCGCUCGAGGAGUUUGAUUACGCCGUGGAUCGCUGUCUUUUUCGGACGGAUCGGAUCGUUUACCCACCAAAAAAUGCGCAUAAGUAGCUCGAGACUUGGGAUUCCUGCCCCUCGCGCGCAGCAGCGUUUACGGUGGAACUUGUCAUAGAGGAAUACGGCGUAGCGUUGCAACUUGUACAUCCCUGUACAGGGUUAUUGGACUUAUUAAACACGCAGAAGUAGUCCGUGUCCAGCGGGUUAUUUGACGGAUAUAUUACGGGCGCCUUUUUUUUUUUGACAGCGGACCAUGGAUUGGGUGGUGGAAAACCAGGGGCAGCAGCGGCAGCGGCAGCAGCGACAUGGUUGCUCUGCACUGUCUGCGCUAUGCAGCUAGGCUCCAACAUUUGUGUUAUUCCAAUGCAACAAAGUUGUAAAGCAAGUGGAAUGCAUGGAUUUCAACUAUUUCGCCGUUUUGCGUCUGCCUGAAUGAAUAACGCGUCGACAUAGUCCACACAUCGUGACAAAUACGUGUGGAUUUGCAUCGCUUUUUCUCGCCUGCAUGUGCUACUUGGAACAUUUUGUAUAAAUGUAGGAGAUCCGAGAGGUUUAUAGUCAAGGUCAUCCCGUGAGUUAUAUUAGUCUACAUUUGUCUAUUGUAGUAAAUAGACAUACUCACACUCACAUAAACAUACACACGCUCACAUAAACACGCACUCACAUUAAAACACGCGCGCGCGCGGACACACACACGCACACGCACACGUACACACACACACACACACACACACACACACACACACACACACACACACACACACACACACACACACACACACACACACACACACACACACACACUCACACACACGUAAUAAUAGGCUACCAGAGUCGGUGUGUUAUUUUUGGUUGACCGCACAGGGAGCUCCUCUACAUUCGGUGAUCUUACCGAGCGAUUUCUGAUUGCAACAUUUCUAAAAUGGAUGGGAAAUUGAAGCAGAGUCGGAGAUCCCGUUCCAAACGCGAGAGAAUACGUAGACGGGAGCCUGGCGGCAAAGAUGCCCACAGUCCAAACCACAAUUCGUCUUGCUCCGACAGAGAGCAAAGUCCUGGGAGAGAUGCCUCCUCCCUGCGUGGUCAAAAGACCCCACACUCCACACCCGCUGCCAGAGCCUCUCGCCCCCCUCGCAGGAAGAGACCAGAAUCCAGUUCUCAGGAAGAGGAUAUCAUUGAUGGAUUUGCUAUCACCAGUUUCAUAACCCUGGACUUGCUGGAGAAGAAGACGGGAGCGGUGAAGAUGCAGGAGAAGAAGGAGCGAUGGAAGGAGAAGAAGCCCUCCAAGAGGCAGCGAGAGGCCGAGGCGCUGGGCCUGGAGCAGGAGGAGGCGCCGGGGGCGCGGGUGGAGCAGGAGAUGGAGGUCCGGCGGGAGGUGGAGGGGGAGGAGGAGAACCUGGUGCCGGCCGCCAUGGACCCCCUGGAGAAGGGCUUCUUGGCCCACGCCCAGCGGGAGCAGGACAGGAUGAACGAGAGGCUGCUGAAGAGGACCUACUCCAAGAAGAACAAGACGAUCAAACCCCUGGCCCCCCGGCCCGUCACACUCAGCCCCGUGGAGCCCGUGCAGGCGGUGCAGGCGGUGCAGCAGGCGGUGCAGCAGGUGGUGCAGGCGGUGCAGGAGCUCAGCCGACCCAACCGGAGCAACACCAAGGAGCAGCAGCUCAGUGAGAGCUCCACUCACUCGCUGUCAGGCCGGGGCUACUCGUGUGACAGCGAGAGUGACGUCGAUGACAAGGUUUCGGAUGUAGGAUCGGAAAAGCUCUUCACCCCCACCACACCAAAAGGUGUGCCAGCGAAUGAGAUUCCGGAGCCCAAAAAGACCUGCAGCUCGGCCAAGGUCUCGGGGCUCCAACGCAGCCAGGAGCAAAGCAUCGGCCAGGUGCCCUUCUCCCCGCCGGCGCCCAGCCCCACCCCGGCCUCCGCGCCUACGGGCUCCCCUGCGCCCGCCGCCGCCGCCGCGCCCCCUCCUCCAGAGCCCCCCCGGGCCCGGCUCCCCUCGCCGCCGCCGCCGCUCAGCGUCAAGAAGAAGGAGCUGCAGCCGCAGCAGCAGCAGCAGCCGCAGCCGCCGCCGCUACAGCAGCUGCUGCGACCCCCGUCGGUCCCUUCCACCCCGCCGCUGUUGAGGGCUCCGCCCCACGGCCACGCCCUGCCUCACCCGCACUCUCACCCUCACCCUUCUCACGCCCACCCGGACUCCCGCCUGCUCCCGCCCUCGCAGCACCACGACCGGCGCCUCCUCGGACACCACCACCCGUUGCACCACCCUCUGCAGUACACCAGCCUUCAGGACAUCAGCCACAGAGGCAGUCCAGUGGGGCUCUCCAAGCACCACCUGCCCCCGUCCCCCCACCACCACCUCGGUGGGCUGCCCUCAGCCGCCCCCGCCCUGCCCCUGUCCAUAGCCAACCUCUCUACCUCGCACUAUUCCUCCUUACGGAGCCCCUCACAUCGCCAUCCGGCCAUGUUCGCAAACCCUGCCCAACUGCAACCCCCGCCAACCUUACCCACCAACAGCCUUGUCGUCCCUGGGCACCCUGCCGGCACCCCCUACCCAGAGCAUGACCUCCUGAGGCAGGAGCUGAACAACCGCUUCCUGGUUCAGAGCUCGGAGCGGGGCCGGGGGCCGCCCGCCUCUCCGCUGGCCCCCGUGUCGCUGCUGAGGGCCGAGUUUCACCAACACCAGCACAUGCACCAGCACCAACACACGCACCAGCACACCUUCACGCCCUUCCCCGCCAGUCUGCCCCAGGCGGCCGCCGUACUGGCCCCGCCCACUGCGCCACCCAUGGUGCGCGCGCAAGCCCGAAAUUUUGACAAAUACGGCCCCAAACUGGACAAUUCAUUCGUUCAUCGACAUUCAAACUUCUUCCCUUCCUACCCCCCCACCAUGCCAGGCAUGCCCCCGCUGAUCCCGCACACAGGACCCUUCAGUUCGCUGCAAGGAGCCUUCCAGCCCAAGGCAUCCAAUCCCAUUGAUGUGGGAGCCCGUCCAGGGGCAGUACCACACACACUCUUACAGAAGGAUCCCAGGAUAUCAGAUCCAUUCAGGUCGUCUGUCAGAAAACCUGGCAAGUGGUGUGCAGUGCAUGUCCAGAUCGCAUGGCAGAUCUACCACCAUCAGCAAAAGAUGAAGCAGAUGCAGCUGGACCCUCACAAACUGGACAUGAAUGGGAAGCUGGACCUCUUCAGCCGUCCCCCAGGCCAGGGGGUCUUCCCAGGGUUCCCCUACCCCCAUGACCUGGCGCGACCCAUGUUCUCACCCUCAGGCCCUGGCCACCACGCACCCUCCCCCUACGGCCCCGCCUCCCAUCCCACUGGCUUCCUGCCUCCUAGCCACAUGGCGGGUAAGUAUCCUUUCAGUCGCUCCAGUACCUUUGGUGGCCUCGGCAACCUUUCAACCAGUGCCUUCGGUGGAUUAGGCAACCCCACGCUUGGCUCCAACAGCGUAUUCGGCCCCAAGGAUGGCCCCGGCAGCCUGGGCGGCUUCGGCAGCCCGCACCACGACACCUGGAACCGGUUGCACCGAACGCCCCCCUCCUUCCCCACGCCGCCGCAGUGGCCCAAGGCCCCCGACGGCGAGCGCAGCAGCUCGGCCAACAGCCACGACCGCGAGAGGGAGCGCGAGAGGGAGAAGAGGGACUCGUCGGUCGGGAAGGAGGAGAAGGAUAAAGACAGAGAUUCUGUGGACCGCAACCGGCACUCCAACCGCUCGUCCCCCGCCUCGGCCCCCGUCAGCUACCAGAUCAGCAACCUGAUCCGCUCCACCAGCCAGAACUCCAGCGACCAGGGCCGGCACCACAGCGGCAGCGUGGACCGGGUCCGCGAGGCCGAGAAGGAGCUGCUGGAGCGCCACCGCGAGGCCUCCAUGAUGGCCGACGUCAAGGUGAAGGAGAGCCGCUCCCCGGGCAAGGACGCCAUGGAGAGACGAGCGUCGGAGGACUCCAUCAAGGCCGCCCACCGCUCCCCCUCGCCCUACUCCAAGGGCCUGAUGGGCGAGCAGGGCGUGAAGAUGAUGGGCGGCCCCCCGCCGACGUUGAAGGACGGCGAUCGCAAGGAGCCCCCGUCCAUGGACCUGCUCCACAAGGUGAAGAACGACAUGAAGAUCAAAGAGGAGCGCAAGGAGGAGCAGGAGGUGAUGGUGGUGAGCUCCGAGCCCGCCCCGCACCCGCCGCUCCAAGCGCCCCCGGUGCCCAUGUCUCAGGUGGGACACCCCCACCACCACCACCCGCCUCUCCAGCAGCAGCUCCACAUGCAGCCGCAGCGCGGCAACGAGAUGGCCGGCAUGCACGGGGUCCCCAUGGCCCACUCGCUGCCCCUCUCCAUGAGCGCCAUGCACCAGAUGGGCAGCCUCAACGUGCUGGACCGCGCCCGCAUGGCGCCCUUCAUGGGGGUCAGCCCCCUGGCGGCGGGCCGCGAGCGCCUGCCGCACCAGGCCUUCCCCUGGGACCCCCUGCGGGAGGCGUACCGCAGCCUGGACCUGCAGCGCCGCAUGGACUUCCAGCUGCGGGCCGAACAGAGCCACCGCUUCCCCAGCAUGUACGAGCAGGAGCGGGCGUACCGCGAGCGCGAGGCCCACGACUACCAGCACCACGAGCACCUGCUGGAGGUGCGGCGCGAGCACGAGAGGAUGCGGCAGCAGGCGGAGGAGCGCGAGCGCAUCCACAUGAGGGAGGAGCUGGACCGGGCCCGCCUCCACCAGCUGCACCAGUCCCCCAUGGAGGGCCACCUGCCCCACAUGGCGCCCUUCAUGCAGCACCUGGGCGGGAUGCCCUACCCCAGACUCAGCCCCUCCACGGGGCACAACGGCCUGCUCAACAGGACGCCCCCCACGGCCGCGCUCAGCGCCCCGCCGCCUCUAGUGCCCGCGGGCGGCGUCCGGCCCGCCUCGCCCAGGAGGACUACGCCCCUAACCUCCGCCACCCAGGACCCGCGGGACUACUCGCCGUCCCGCAACCCCAAAGAGGUGGAGGCCCGGUAGCUUCCUCAGGACGGGACACAGAGGACUCGGAUGCCUUUGUGAGCCUAAAUGCCUCCAGUUUGGAAUCUAAUGAUGAACCAAAACACGCUGCCUCGUCACCGGGGAACAGCAGAUUUUGGCAUCCGGGAGGAAAUGGUAUGAUUGUACAAUGUAGAAGGUGCCUAUGUGGGUCUGAUUAAGCACAUACCAAGACUCUUUUCAAUGGACUGAAUCGAAUUAUGUCGGCAGGAAAGAAACGCAAAUGAGUAUGUUUAUAGCCGACUUAAAUAUUUGAUAAUUAUUAAUAUAUUAAUCUGAUACCUUUUUUUCGGCUAUGUGCGAAAAGAGAGGUCCUCACAUGGGUUUGUACAUUUUCCUAUCCUUGUUCCAUGUAUAGGUAUCACUUUGAUGACAUGUAUGUAAUUUGUGCUCCAGUGACUCCAGUUUUGUUUGUUUUUCCUUGAUAUUUAUCCCAGUUGAUGGUGAGACAUAUCUAUUAUGGCCCACGGAAAGGACUGGAUGUUUUUUGUUUGCGCCUUCUCAACAGUAAUUUAACCUUGUGCUACCAAGAUAUCCUCAACAAUGCCAAUGUACACUGUUACAUUAGCGAUUUGUUUCCUUGAUUCGUUUUGCCUUCGAGGUAUGCAGAUGCAGAUAUAUUAUGAGGUCAAGGUUCAGUCUCUGCUAAGGCAAACUUGUGUAAAUAACUUGUUGAUAUCUCCUCGCUGCAAAAAUGGCCAUGUAAAUUGAUCAGCCUUUUUAAAAAUGUUUCUAGAAAAAGAAAACUCAAAUCAAACGUUUCCCUGUUGAAAGCCAUGGUACAAUGGAGAAGCCUGGUCGUUGUCAUGGAAACAUGGUGAUGGAGAGUCCUACAGGGGCCUGGAAGGAUCAUCUGCAAUCUAUGCAAAGCGACGCAAGGCAUCUCGAGGGUGGAAGAACCUGGAUAUUACGAUGAUGUUGGUGACAAUUAAAGGAUCUGCAUCAACUUUGAUUUUUAUUUGCCAUUGGAAAUACAUGGAGUUAUACACCGAGGAGAUUUCCAAGUCACAAAGUGGACCAGGAGCGCAAAGCCUCAAGCAGAACGGAAGAACACUUUGAGUGGGCCGCAAUAGGACUUUCUCUGUCAACCUUGUGGUGUUGUGCAGUUGUUUUUCUUAGACUCUUGUAUACAAAACCAGUAGAGUUUUAGGCGUGCAAAAAUGAAAAAUGAACAUUCAUGGUUUAAAAAUGUAAGGAAUAAAGUUUGGACCUAAUGUCUGA